AUGGCGGCAGCCGCGACGAUGGUGAGCUCACCGGGAGGUUUAUUGGCGAUGCUGAACGAGACUCACCCGGGGCUUAAGUUACAUGCGCUUUCAAAUCUCAACGCCUUUGUUGAUUACUUCUGGCCCGAGAUCUCCACCUCCGUACCCAUAAUAGAAAGUUUAUAUGAAGAUGAAGAGUAUGACAAAAGACAACUAGCAGCAUUACUUGUUUCGAAGGUUUUUUAUUAUCUGGGUGAACUUAAUGAUUCCUUAUCCUAUGCCCUUGCUAAAGCAAUAGAUGAAUAUGCCAAUUUCAAGACUAAGGCUGCUGAAGGGAAUGACGAAUCUGUGGUGGUGGAUCCUAGAUUAGAGGCAAUUGUUGAGAGAAUGCUUGAUAAAUUUAAACAAGCUCUUAGCCCAAAAGUUUACCGUCCAGAAGCCCAUGAAAAUCUCUAG
Fraxinus pennsylvanica is the source of this 435-nucleotide messenger RNA. The record is from the annotation of a GenBank genome assembly. Lineage: Eukaryota; Viridiplantae; Streptophyta; Magnoliopsida; Lamiales; Oleaceae.